AUGAAAUCAGUAACUACAUAUGCUCGUCAAGCAUUGCGUCUUCAAGGCAUUGCUGCCCGAGGACUUUUGCUGACGCGUUCGGUCCGACCGGCGCAACUACGUGUGGCAACAAAUAACGCAGGAUCUUCGGUCUGGAUCAGUCGCAGAUUCAACACAGGACUUGCUCCAAGUAAUAAUAACAACAGUAAUAACAAUGACGAUGGUGAUGGUGAUGGUGAUGGAAAAGCCGAAAAGCCUUCGUACCACUUGUCCUUUACGUGCAAGAAAUGCGACACCCGCUCGGGCCAUGUCAUUUCCAAGCAAGCAUAUCACGGUGGGACCGUAUUAGUGCAGUGCCCUGGAUGCAAGAGCCGACAUCUCAUUGCUGACCAUUUGAAAAUCUUCUCUGACGAACGAGUCACUUUAGAAGAUAUUCUGGCAAAAAAAGGCCAGACAAUUAAAAAGGGAGUCACUCAUACAACCGACAUUAAGACCAGAGUAACGCCCACUGGAGAUAUUGAGAUUGAAACUGUCAAACCUGAAUAA
Messenger RNA from Magnusiomyces paraingens, 525 nucleotides. RefSeq lists its product as uncharacterized. Gene Ontology annotation, biological process: protein folding; protein import into mitochondrial matrix; protein stabilization. The record is from RefSeq and is a predicted model, not a curated record. The coding region runs from base 1 to 525 and encodes 174 amino acids. Gene Ontology annotation, molecular function: zinc ion binding; protein-folding chaperone binding. Lineage: Eukaryota; Fungi; Ascomycota; Dipodascomycetes; Dipodascales; Dipodascaceae. Gene Ontology annotation, cellular component: mitochondrion. The transcript is spliced from 2 exons.